GGCGCGGCGGUGGCGGGGCCGUGGGGCGGCGGCGGGCUUACAAUGUCACUACCAGCAAAGAGAUGUGGAAGGCCCCCAGUGUUGUCUUUUCUGGAAAAGAAGAAGAGAAAGCAAAGUCUUGAUAGAAGAAGGGGGAAAACAAGGAUUUAUGUGGGAAAUCAUAUCGACCGAUGGUUGACGCUUAAGGAAAAGUUGGAUUUCAGAAAUGAUGCAGAAGUUGCAGGGUUUUUACUGGACUUGUAUGACAGCUGUGACCCAUUGUCAAAAGCUCCGAUCUGUUCCCUCCCUCAGGGUGUGAGAAGAAUUACUGUGAAAGAAGAACGAGCAUUGUCAGGCAGCACUUCUUUAAUAGCAGCUGAUGGAACGUAUGACAAUGAAGACCGGUUGUCUAAAGAAUCUGCUUGUUGUGAACUAGGAGAUGUGAGAAUUGUAACUGUGAAAGAAGAGAGAGAGAUGCCACAUGACUGCUUGUCAACAGAGACAGAUGACACCUGUACUUUCAGGUUUCCCAGCACAAACAUCAAGAUAACAUUCACAGCUCUGUCCAAUGAAAAGAGAGAAAAACAGGAGGCCCCGGAGUCCCCAGUGAAGCCUGUGCAACCCCAGAUCUCUCCCUUAACAAUAAACAUUCCAGACAACAUGGCUCACCUGAUCAGCCCUCUCCCUUCUCCCACAGGAACUAUCAGUGCUGCAAAUUCCUGCCCAUCUAGCCCCCGUGGUGCAGGCUCUUCAGGGUACAAAAUGAGUCGUGUAAUACCAUCUGACCUACAUUUAAUGGCUGAUAAUUCACAGUCAGAAAAUGACAAGGAAGCAUCGGGUGGAGAUAGCCCAAAGGACGACUCUAAGCCACCUUACUCCUAUGCACAGUUAAUAGUACAAGCAAUUACAAUGGCACCUGAUAAGCAGCUUACACUAAAUGGAAUUUAUACGCACAUAACUAAAAAUUAUCCAUACUACAGGACAGCGGACAAGGGCUGGCAGAAUUCAAUACGUCACAAUCUCUCUCUGAAUCGUUAUUUCAUCAAAGUACCACGUUCCCAGGAAGAACCAGGCAAAGGCUCAUUCUGGAGGAUAGACCCUGCCUCUGAAAGCAAAUUAAUAGAGCAGGCUUUUAGGAAAAGGCGGCCUAGGGGAGUACCUUGCUUUAGAACCCCUCUGGGACCACUCUCUUCUAGAAGUGCCCCAGCUUCUCCUAAUCACUCUGGAGUGUUGUCUGCGCACUCCAGUGGAGUCCAGACCCCCGAGAGUCUGUCCAGGGAAGGAUCUCCAGUCCCAAUGGAACCUGAGCCUAGUGCUAUCCAGCCAAAACUAGCAGUAAUACAAGAAGCACGAUUUGCACAGAGUGCCCCAGGAUCACCUCUAUCUAGCCAACCAGUUUUAAUUACUGUACAACGGCAGCUACCACAAACUAUUAAACCCGUCACCUACACUGUUGCAACUCCUGUGACAACAUCGACAUCCCAGCAGCCUGUAGUUCAGACAGUUCAUGUUGUCCACCAGAUACCAGCUGUGUCUGUCACAAAUGUGACUGGAUUAGCACCAGCAAACACUUACACUGUAGCUGGACAGGCAGUAGUCACGCAAGCUGCGAUGGUAACCCAGCCCAAGGUGGAACCUCAAGAGAAUGGAGACCACAAGGAAGUGAAAGUUAAAGUGGAGCCUAUACCUGCUAUUAGUCAUGCUACAAUAGGAGCUGCUAGUCGUAUCAUUCAGACAUCUCAGACCGCACCCUUACAGACAGUUACUAUAGUGCAACAGGCACCUCUAGGUCAACACCAGCUACCAAUAAAAACUGUAACGCAGAACGGAACGCACAUAGUACCUAUCACCACUGCGAUACAAGGACAGGGCAACGCUGCUGCUGCGAGUCCUUUGCAUAUGUUAGCAACCCAUGCAUCCGCAUCGGCCUCUCUUCCAACAAAGCGCCAGAACGGAGACCAGUCAGAACAGCAGGAACUCAAACGUAUCAAAACAGAAGAUGGCGAGAGCAUAGUCAUAGCUGUUAACGUGGACACCCCGUCUGUGGCAGUGAGUGAUAAAGGCAGCCAGAACUAGAAACUUAGGGGAGUUUUCUUUUUUUUUUUAAAAAUAAACUCCAUGGUGCCAAAAGGAGACACUUAAAUAUAACACCUAAAAUGUUGGAACAUGUUCUCACGCAGUGGGGAAAGGGGCCCUGUGAUCAGACUUCAACUUUCAGCACUGAAAAAAACCCAACACAGGUGGCCUUAAAACUUGGUAAUUUAAAGUCAAACUGCAAAACAUCUUGUUCCAGAGGCUGUGACCCCCGCUCCUCCCUGCCCCCGACCGAACUGUGUACACUGAGAAAUACAGUGUUGGGGAGGGCUGCAGCUUUAAAAAAAUCUUUAUCAGAUUAUUUUAAGGACUGAGUAUCUCAGUGUAACGGCAGCAUGAUAAGCGCUUAGUGUGAACUGGUUUCAAACGAUUGUAUAUUCCUUAAAGGGAACAGAGGCAAGGAGCCAUUUCCUACAUCUUGGCAGCUAGCCUUUCAUAAUGACCUACCCGAUGCGGUUGUUGGUAGAUAUGCAGUAUUUUGUUGUUCACAUGUGGAAUUAGAAAUUUUUGAGGUGUAUUUUCAUUUCUUUGCAAAAUAAUGGGGUCUUUGACAUUUCAAAUCACUCCAUUUCUACUCCGGAAACUUUGGAAUCACACAAUACUUUUCAUGUGAAAUUUUGUUUGGUAAAAAACUGAAUGUAGGGUUUUUUUAACCAAUGGAAUGAUUUACUUUUGUCUGUCCUGUUAAAGUUCAGAUAAAGCUACUUUAUUACAUCUGCAAAUUUUCAUAUUUUAGCAGUUGCCUGAUAAAUUUAAUCAAAUUUUAUUACCAUGUGUAGUGAUCAAAUGCUUCUUUGGGCUUGCAUGUAACUGAUUAGAAAUUACAAUGUAAAUGAGCCGUUAACUGACGUAAAGAACUGCUAUGAAUUUGACCAGAGCUGCACUUACCUGUUUCUCUUUCUGCUACCUUUUGCUGUUUGUUACUUUGUGUUGACUUUGACUGUCCCUGGCAUAUUUUUCCAGUCUAAAGUAAAACAAGAGUCUCGCUUAA
Messenger RNA from Gymnogyps californianus (California condor), 3064 nucleotides. RefSeq names its product forkhead box K2 (gene FOXK2). Lineage: Eukaryota; Metazoa; Chordata; Aves; Accipitriformes; Cathartidae. The record is from RefSeq and is a predicted model, not a curated record. Bases 43 to 2055 code for a protein of 670 amino acids. Gene Ontology annotation, biological process: regulation of transcription by RNA polymerase II. The transcript has 12 exons. Gene Ontology annotation, molecular function: DNA-binding transcription factor activity, RNA polymerase II-specific; RNA polymerase II cis-regulatory region sequence-specific DNA binding.